AUGGCUGCAAUGGUGGAGGGCGCCGUCGUGCGUCAAGGCCACCUUCGGAAGUUGAAGACGAUGAAGAAGAAGUAUUUCGUGCUUCGCGCGGAAACCUCGGAGUGUUCCGCGAGGCUCGAAUACUACGAAUCGGAGAAGAAAUUUCGGUCCGGAGCGGCUCCUCGGCGCGUCCUGCUGCUGAAGAGCUGCUACAAUAUAACGCGGAGAUUGGACUUGAAACAGAAGCAUGUGAUAGCUUUGUUUACUAAGGAAGAACAAUUGUGUAUAGUGGCUGAGAAUGAGCAGGACCUGCAUGCUUGGCUCACUGCUAUCCUCAAACAGUUCAGGACGGAUGACGCCAGUGAUGAGCUCCUGCAUCCCAUACAACACGUGUGGCAAGUGAAUGUUCAGAAGAAGGGUUUGGGAGCGUCUAAAAACAUCCAGGGGCUGUACAAUCUGUGUCUAACAGAUAAGACCCUGGCCUUGGUUAAGAUUAAGAGUCUGAACAAUGUCAUCAGUGACUUGGGGAUCCCGGAGAGGGUCGAGUACUCCUUGAAGAACAUCAGGCGUUGCGGUGACUCCGAGUGUUUCUUCUACAUGGAAGUUGGGAGACAGACGGCCACCGGCGCGGGCGAGCUGUGGAUGCACUCUGACGACUCCAACAUAGCGCAGAGCAUGCACUCCACUAUAUACCACGCUAUGAGGAACUGUGCCAAGGAGACGGAGAACGAGAAGGAUCACAUCGUGAUACACAACAAGAACCUGCUGGAGGGAUCACACCCGCUACCUGCGAGGAGGCAGACAUACUCCGACGGGAGGGGGCGGGCCGGCUUCUAUACUGACAAGGGCCUGUGUGUCGGGUCGUGUAUACGGCAGUGUGUGUGUGCGGCCAACACUAUAGACGACUCGGCAGCGGCCGUGGCUCCUCUCACACCACUCACACACGCGGACACUGGCCAGGCCACUCAUCACCGGACGGGGUCAUUGCCCUCGUGUCCGGUACAACCGUUCGAGGCGUGUCCGGAGGGUUUGUCGGAGCGGCCAAGGGUGCAUCACGGACGGACUCACUCCGCUCCACUGACAGGCGAGGAGCUGGACAAGGCGCUGUACUCCAGGGCUAACGGUACGGACGGGCGGCGUCCGGCCUGGCUGCGACGAGCCAGCACCGGCACCAGGCUCGCUAAACUGUCGCCGGCUCACACCACCAACUCCAGUUCGCUCCGUAAGCGAUGCGACACGAUGCCGACACGAGCCAGCAGCGGACUGGACCUGGAGCGAGGAGCAGCCUUCAGGGACGAACGGGACCCCAUACACUCAAGUUUAGAAUCGUCACGAGACGACAUCGACUCGAUAUCGGAGUGGUACCGGACGCCGCGGAUACCGGAGGAACCUGACUGUUGUGACGUCAUGUCCAAAGACUUCAUGAGCAUGACGACCCGCGGCAGUUCCAUCGCUCACUCGCGCACGUCGUCUACAUGUGUGGAGGAGGCGGAGGUGGUAUCGGGGUCUCCCGCGCUGCCCGAGGGCUACAUGCCCAUGGGACCCAUACACGAGCCUCUACCACUAGUCUCCUCCUCCGGCUCCGUCUGCAGCGGAACGCCCUCCACAGACCCUAGGUUCAGCGAGUAUCAACUGGAGCCAGCAACAGCUCACAUCGCGGAGGAGCGGUCGACGCGCGCCUACAGCGUGGGCUCCCGGCCCGCGGCCAGAGCCGAGCCCGCCAGGCUGCGCGCGUACAGUGCGGGCGCUAGACGCAAGCCCCUGCCGCCCGCCACGCGGCCGCAGCACGUGCCCCACACACACACACACUCCUACCCGCGCGCCUCCGCCGACGACCUCAUGGAGCUCGACUUCUCCUCCAACUCGCCCGCGCCGAAGGUCAUAGUGGCGCGCACCCCGCCCGCCGCCGGGUUCAUGGAGACCAGCCGACGUAACGUGGACGAGUACGUGGACAUGUCGCCUCGGAACGCCGGGUACGUGGAGAUGAGGCCCGGCGAGCCGCCCGCCGCCUCCACGCCUGGGCCCGCCGCGCCCGCCACGCCCGACGGGUACGUGGAGAUGACGUACGGGCGCGCGCCCACACGCCCCAUCGCCAUAGGGGCUCCCCGCCAGCCGCCGCCCUCGGUGGGCUGCAGCUCGGGCUCCGGGCCGGGGUCGCCGGACGAGCGCCGCCGCCGCCGCGAGCCGCGCACGCCGCUCGGCUCACAGACGCUGUUCCACAUGUCUAUGGAGUCGCCCUCGUCCCCGGGCGAGGCGGACGACGACGACCACCACCAGCUGAGCACGGUCCGCGAGCUGGUGGAGCCGCGCGCCGCCAGCCCCGAGCCCUCCUCGCCGCAGUACGUCACGCUGGCCGCCAACCCGCGCCCCGAUGACCUGCGCAAGCUGGGCGGGGCGCUCCACUACGCGUCCCUGGACCUGGAGCCGCGCCGCACGCCCGCCGCGCCCGCGCCGCGUCUCUACACACAGAUAGACUUCAUGAGGAGCGAGAAGUACGCGGCGGACGCCACAUAA
This is a messenger RNA of Danaus chrysippus (African queen), 2493 nucleotides long. The record is from the annotation of a GenBank genome assembly. NCBI's taxonomy places the organism in Eukaryota, Metazoa, Arthropoda, Insecta, Lepidoptera, Nymphalidae.